AGAGGGGAAUGUUUUAAUAAAUCAGUUUUGCCUCAAAUGUAAAUGUUAAUUACGGUAGCAUGUGCUGCAGUCACUACAGCUAGUCGCUGCCACGUUCAUCAAUGAGAGCGUUUCCACUGGGCCUGCUGUGGCAUGUUUUAACAGCCUCCCAGCAGCUGCUGAAUGUGUUUAAUCUUAGACAUGCAGUGAAAUUAAUAAUGAAACAAUUUCUUGCAUGAUACACAACGUUUAUGUGAGUGUUAAAUAAUUAUUUCUUGCAUGUUAAGUGUUUACUGACAUUUGUUUGUUGUUGCAUGUCUCAGAAAAAUGUUGAUCCAGGUUCGGUAUUGCCAACAGCAGAAGUAUGUGAAGUUGGAUGAGGUUGAUGGAUGUUUUGAUUUUGUGCAGUUCCAUGACAAAGUCAUCGAGAGAUUUUGCCUGCCACCUGACGCAAAAUUAGUGUACAAAGAUGCAACAGGGACAGAAGUUGAUGAGGACAUUUUCAGUGACCUUGUCAGCCAAGGCAAUGUGACUCUAUCAGUUUUCUCAAAUGACGAAUUUUCCGAUUGCUCCUUGUCCUCUCCAUCCGAUUAUUCUGAUUCAAGCUUCAGUUCAUGUGCAAGUACAUCAACUAUACUCCUAGAUGAGGUUCCUAGGAAGAAACCAAGACUUGAGGGCCCACUUACUGCAGCAUCUGCUAGAAAGUUGAUUGAAGAUGUCCUUGGUACCAGCUCAGGUGGUGAAGAGGUCCUCCAAGAGUAUCACACAACAAAAACUCUAACAGAUGCUACCAGAAGAAAGUUGGUCAAUAUAAUAGUGGCACACAUGAUUGAUAAACACGGGCAACUCCCCAGCAAAGCUGUUCGAGAUGAGUACGCUCUUGGGAUAGUGACAGUGUUCCCGUCCCUCAAAGACCCAUACUCCAAGAAAGGCUAUGAACAUUUCUAUGAUACUGCAAGCAGCACCGGAUACAUUUCUUGGCGUCUGAAAACGAUUCAGAGAAAGAUUCGAAGAGGACAUGCAUCUACAAGUAGCCCCACUGGCUUUUCCCCAGGAGGAGGAGGCCCAAAUGUGCGCAGGUCCAUUGUUGUUGACCAGCAGCUUGAUGGGGAUGCAUACCAGGAAGCCAUCUCCUUGCUCAACCAUACAACAGACAGUUCCGUAAUUUUUCUGAAGAUGAGAGAGACCUUUCAGAAUCGCCAAAAACUCAUCCACGACUCAGACAAAACUCAAGAUAUCUUCUCCAUCUUCCCAAGAUUCCUGGAUACAAAGGGAUUGAUGAAUCAAGACUUCACACUCCUGUUUGAAGAGGAGGUUUCCAACCUGCUGCUCCAGAAAUGGGAUCCGUUCUUCAGAGAUAACGUCAUCAAAGAGGCCAAGCGGCUCACCCCAACACCUGAGCUGCGCCGAAUGCUGCAGGCCGCAGAGUCUCCAGGAAGUGAACUUGAUGAGGCACCAAGUGAGUUUUGUUCGAUAGAAUUUGUUAUAAGCAAUUACAGUUCAAUAGUCUUGUGAUUAAUAAAGACCGAUUGAUUUUAUGUUA
Messenger RNA from Syngnathus typhle (broad-nosed pipefish), 1522 nucleotides. RefSeq lists its product as uncharacterized. The record is from RefSeq and is a predicted model, not a curated record. The transcript is spliced from 8 exons. NCBI's taxonomy places the organism in Eukaryota, Metazoa, Chordata, Actinopteri, Syngnathiformes, Syngnathidae. The coding region runs from base 307 to 1494 and encodes 395 amino acids.